Oikopleura dioica is the source of this 2001-nucleotide messenger RNA. Lineage: Eukaryota; Metazoa; Chordata; Appendicularia; Copelata; Oikopleuridae. The record is from the annotation of a GenBank genome assembly.
AUGACUUUAAACAUCUAUGCUUAUCCCAAUAAGCUAGCAGUUUCUGAAAACGAUCUCCGUCCGUACUACCUUGGCGUUAUCAAGAGCAAGAACUUGGGUCUCCAAGACAGUGGUAUCAAAAUUCUCGCUCAUGAUCCUUUGGCGCUGAUCAGUGAGGAACUCAGUAAGGAAUUCGGCACGACUUCUUUCGACCCGACAACUGAAGGAGUGGAACAUAGGAUUUAUGAUGGACCACAAGAGUUUCAGCUUGACAAGACGACCAAAGCUCACGUGUCCCUCAUAAUAAAGAGCGACAGCGGUGACUACUCAUUUAAUUUGACUACAACAGAAGAACAAGCCAUUGACUACACGUACGAUCUUAGAAAUAACAGUGAUGGUGGCAUAGUGGUCGACUUUAUUUUCGAAGCGAAGCAGAGUUCUGCACAGUCUGGUUUUGUCGUCACAUCGGCAUUCAUCUACCUUAGCGACCCACUUCCAAGUUGCAAGGAGCAGUCACUUGUGCUUACUUUCAACAUCGAUCCACCAGAGAGCUACAUAACGAUGGAUUACUUUGCCUCUUUUCGCUUUUUGAUGGGCCACCACUGGAUGAGGAUGUACAACUCGUCAAGCGAGCGAAUGAACGAAGACAUCUCCAACUGGCGUAAAAAUGGUGUGGGCCAUGGGAGCAGUUUUCUUGAUCAGCUGAAAAAGCGCCAUAAAGAAGUCAUGGACUUCCGAAAUAUAACGCUAUCCGACGGAUCCAUAGCCCAGUUUGGCCGAUCAAUCAGUAUAGACAAUUCUGCGAAACUAUAUAACGUCAAUAUGGAGAACUGCGAGCCGUGGACAAACAACGAGGCUAGCCAAGACAAAUCUUGUUUGAAAUGUGUACAGUUGUUCAGCGAUGAACCGGGUCAACUCCAACCGACUUCCUUCUGGAAUUAUCUCUGGUCGUCAGGGCCGCCGAACAUUUGUCCCCAAGAAUCCGUUACCAACAUAGUCAGCCAGUAUCAAGUCACCGACUCACUCAAAACAAUUGGUAUCGAGUCCGAAAUGAUUUCCGCCUCAAGUCUUGCUCUUGAAGAUGGCGAGUAUAGGGAUGGGUGCGAGGCACUCAACAGAUCGCCUUACGCUUUUGAAACGCCCGGUUGUCUAAAAGAAGUCUUAUACAUUUACCGAAACAAUUCAAACAGCGCGUUUUGCUUCAAGUUGGAAUUGGUGAAAGAAGCUAUUGGCAAUGUGAAGGUGUCAUUGUACGAGAAGAAUGGACGCAGUCCAGAUUUACAGGAUUAUUUCAUUUUCGAGACCAACAAUCCUGAACACGCUAUUCCAAAGAAAUAUGUCGGCCACUGUAGACAGGGGUCUACGUUGGACUAUGAAUACAGUGGAAAACUUGCAGACGUUAUCGAUUCUGUAAAUCAUACCGAGGAUCAUCGCCAUGAUCAGCCCCUAUUCAUGGACGACAUCUACAUUGUCAUACCCGAAUAUCGCAGUGGACUUUACCACUUCGUAGUCGACUUGGACUCCGAGUUUUCAUUCAAGCAGUACGCAAUCGAGUUUGGCUUUUUCAUCGAAGAAGGAAAAGCCUUUGACGCCUAUGCUUCUAUGAUUAUUACUGCUCUUGUGUUAUUCAGUUGUAGCAUUUUCGUGACAAUAAGAUUCCGUCGAUACUUGCCAACUCAAGAGAAGAAGAAAAUGAUUGUGGUACAUGAAGAGGGAGACACUUCGGAUGAAGAGGAGGGUGAAGCUGUUGGAGUCAGGACAAUGUCCUUGAGUAUGAAUCCCAACUUCGACUACACCAUUAACGACUCCGAUGAAUCAGAUGAAUCUGAUGACAUGGCAGGAUUUGGGGAAAUCAAAAUCCACCCAGCAGAAGAUCAGCCUGAAACCGAAGCUGUCAAACCGACACCUAGAGCGACAUUCCUUGGACAAAAAGUGGUGAAAGACCUGAUCCGACGACGCUCUAGAUUGGAGCUCGAGCGCGCUCAAGAAGCGGCAGAAAAGAAAUUGCAAAAUCAAAACUGA